AUGACGGACCUCUCAGCCCGGGCGUCUGGCCCACCCCUUUCGGAGUCGUAUCUAGAAUGCAUCCAGUCAUUCGGGCUAUUUGUACAGGCCCUCAGCGAGGAUGAUUGCCGUGUGGUGCAUCUUGAACAGAUUCAGCUUUCUGAGAUAUUGGAAGGAUACGGGAGAAUCAAGAUCUGGGGUGAUCAAAGCAAAGCAGAACUUCCAGCAAGAGCUCGUGGCUCCUUGGACGAUACACUCCGGCACGACGAUGAGCUCAGAUCUUUGGUUCAGGGCAUCCUCACGCGACUGAAAGCAAUCCUCGGCCAAGGCAAGUCACACAAUUCAACAACAUAUAUUGCUCGAAGAAAGUAUGAUCCAGCUGUUGGAUCGGAUCAUGACUCGAUAAGCAGUGUCAGUGCAAAUUCAGAUUCCGAUUCGGAUGAAGGUGGCGAGCACCAACGCCAUAGGAUGCCAAAGAUUUGUCUACUUGUCCAGCAAACGCUCGAGCAAAUUCGAUCACUUUUCGACCUAUCUGCUUUACUGCGGCGCCCUAAAAUUGCAGACAAAUACAUCCGCUCUGUUGACUCGAAAUCACACACAGCUACGCUGAGCGACCCGGAAAUUUUGCCGAUAAAUCUCGGCUUCAGCAGCUCUGACGAGGGCCAUAUUGUGGAGAAGAUGCUACAAUGGCGCGGCUUGACUAAGAGCGGGCAGUGUAUCCAAUUUGAAGACGAGGAAGUUACCCCGACAGGGCAAGGUUUGACAUAUGAUCGUGUUGAAGAUGUCAUGUGGUUCUGUAAGAGACUUGCAGGAGCGAACACAAGGCGAAGAGAGCAGCUUCAAUAUUGGGCUGAUCAUCCGUAUGAUCAUAAGAAGGCCACCACAGAUAUCCCUGUGCUUGACGCGCCAAAUUUGGAGCAAGUGGUGGCCAAACAAAUGAGAGAGCCCCAGAAAUCACAAAGCCAAGCAUCUACUUUAAAGCCGCCCAAGUCAACCGUGUCGAAACAAAGUUUCUCUACGGCUGCAGUCUCAGAUAUCUAUGAUACAAAGACCAACGUUCGGCCGCGGACAGUCUACGCGCCUACAACCAUCGGUCAGGGCCGGUACAGCUCUGUCCCAGACCCCCCAAGGAUGGAAGAUGGAAAGACCACAUUUCUAUGUCCUUAUUGUGGGAUGACACUCGAAUCUAGCGAGAUGAAGAACAGGCAAGUAUGGAAGUAA
This is a messenger RNA of Penicillium paradoxum, 1200 nucleotides long. Its product is annotated as C2H2 type zinc finger domain protein. The transcript is spliced from 2 exons. NCBI's taxonomy places the organism in Eukaryota, Fungi, Ascomycota, Eurotiomycetes, Eurotiales, Aspergillaceae. The record is from RefSeq and is a predicted model, not a curated record. The coding region runs from base 1 to 1200 and encodes 399 amino acids.